Molecule: messenger RNA, 3955 nt
Organism: Lagopus muta (rock ptarmigan)
Lineage: Eukaryota; Metazoa; Chordata; Aves; Galliformes; Phasianidae
Gene: UTP11
Product: UTP11 small subunit processome component
Exons: 8
Coding region: 323-1084 (253 amino acids)
Biological process (GO): rRNA processing
Cellular component (GO): small-subunit processome; nucleolus
Source: RefSeq, a predicted model, not a curated record
ACGGAGAACUACGGGCCGGGCCGCGGCUUAGCGUAGGGAGCAACGACCGAGCCUCGGGACAGGGUCGAGCCCAGCCCCACAGUGCGGGGAGCCGCGGAGACGCGGGAAGAGCAAAGCGCACGAACCGAGGGCGGCAGCAGAGCGCGGGAUGAGCGCCGCUGUCGCCAUGGAGACAGCGUGGUGACGUUGCGUCGGCGUGAUAACGCCGCGGUGACGUGACUACGUUGCGGCGACGUCGUGACGUCACGCAUUCAGGCCCCGCCUCUCGGCGCGGUGAGACCGUCGCUUCGCACGCGGCUGUGCCGUGUCGCGCCGUAUCGCGAUGUCGGCCGCCUUCAGGAAAGCUGCCAAAUCGAGGCAGCGGCAGCACCGCGAGCGGGCACAGCCCGCCUGCAGGAAGAAGCUGGGGCUGCUGGAGAAGAAGCAGGACUACCGGCUGCGGGCACAGGACUAUCACAAGAAGCAAAAUGCCCUCCGAGCACUUCAGAAGAAAGCUCUGGACAAGAACCCUGAUGAGUUCUACUUCAAAAUGAUCCGUACACAGCUCAAGGAUGGAGUUCAUGUAAUUAAGCAGCCAAAGGAUGAAGUGACCCCUGAGCAGAUGAAACUGAUGAAGACACAGGAUCUUAAGUAUGUGGAAAUGAAGAGAGUGGCAGAAGCCAAGAAAAUCGAAAGGCUGAAGUCAGAGCUCCAUCUGCUGGAUGUUGAGGGGAAGCAGCCCAACAAGCACACGUUCUUUUUUGAUACUAAGAGAGAAGUUCAAGAGUUUGAUAUUGCAACUCAUCUGAAUACUGUUCCAGAGCUGGUAGACAGAGUCUACAACCGACCAACCAUUGCAACACUGCAGAAAGAGGCAGUGAAAGGAGCUACUGAUCCUGCUCAUUUAAAGAAAUUAGACCAACAAAGGAAGAAUCAGUACGACCUCCUGAAGCAGCGCAUUGAGCGAGAGAAGAGCAUGUUUGUGAUUGCACAGAAAAUCCAGACACGUAAAGAUCUUUUGGACAAAACUCAUAAAGUAAAGGUGAAGAAGGAGACAACAGAUGGCCCAGCUAUUUACAAAUUCAAGUUCCAGAGGAAGCGUUGAUCGUUCCAUUGAAGAAGCACUGCUGCAGUCCUUGUUUAGAAAGAGUUUUUUCCUUACAGUGAAGGAUCCAUUUGCCUUUCGUCACAACCUAACACUUGGUUGAAACAAAUUACCACGGGUCUGCAGUAGCCAUAAAUAUAUUUUAGCUAAUUAAUUGAUUAAUAAAUCAAAGAGUUUGUUCUCUUGGUAUUUACAGUGGGAAGCCACAAGAGGUGCCUGUCUGUCCUAGUAAUACACACCGUAAACCAUCCUUGUGAAGUCAAGGUCAGAAUACAGAGACUGGGAGAUGCAGGCAGCACACAAGGUAACAAAUGCUGGAACAGUUUCUGUUUAAGUUCUUGGACCACUGCAGUGCCUAAACCAUCAGACUUCAGAGCAGUUCUUUUUAGCUAAGUUUUCAAAACAGGUUAAAGUCGAAUCGUGAUCCUCCCAGUGACUAUUUUUGCCCUGCAUCCUUCCUGUUUUCUGCUUUAUCUGUCUGCACUUUGAAAUUUGAGAGGUGAAAGACAUCAGCUAACGAUGGCACCUGACUUCUGCAAUGCAGCCUUAGCAAAGACUUUUGGAAUGGCUCUGGAAGCAGAGGAAUGCUUCACUCUUCACACGCUGUUUCUGUAGCUGAGAAGAGCACAUUUGUAGGUGUAGCUGUGCUUAUUUUACCCUGUGCCUUACAACAGAGCAGUGCCCACGUAACCAAACUGCCAAUGCGACCAGCAAGCGUGAGCAGAGGCAAUACUGAGAUGUACAUACAAGGACAGGCGAUCCAAAAGGCAAAUGUAGGACAAAAGUUUGUGCUGUUUAUGUUGUGCUGGUUGCAGCGUUGGUAGUUGGGAGGGGGUUUCAAUUGAAAACAAUGGAGACAUAUCACUGAGUGUCCUGGAGCAGUUCAGGCAAGUAGGAGAGCCUGGGCGUAAACAUUCCUUUUCUUAUCUCUUUGCUUGGAAUACAGCUGCCAAUAGUAAGCAUAUGCCUAUGCCAAGAUGGUUAAAAAAAAAAAAAAGAUGCUCUUCCCAAGCCCAUCCCAUUCAGUUUUCCCAUAUAGGCUCAAACACGACUCUUUUUUAGGUGCUGAAAUGCAGCUUUGGCUGUUAUUUCUGCCAUUGCAAAAGUUCCAAAUCCAGCAAGAGCUCUGCAGUAUUGUUUUUCCUCUGGGAAGCACAAAGGGAGGAGCUGUGCUUUGCCCUUAAAGGCAACUAAGACUUUUCCACGUGCAACAAGAAGUUUUGCUAAUUUGCUACUGAUGGCGUAAUGGAAAUCUCCCGUCGGAAAACGAGGUGGGAAAAAAGAAAAGAUGGGGAAAAACUCAACUCUCUUCUCCUUCCCGAUAGGAAACGAGGUCGGGGCCGGCAGAGGGCAGCAGCAGCGCACGGCCAGGCUGCAGGGGGAGCAGCAGAACAGCCCUUCUCUAUUACUGCAAAGGUUUCUUGGCUUCGAGACUGCAAUAGGGGCAGGCUUUGCUUCUUUGGCAGAGAUUUUUAUUAAACCUGAGGAUUUGAGCAGUGUAAUUUCUGAACUUGGAAAGCUUCAGUUAGCAAUAGUCAGAGACAUAUAAGAAGAGGGAUGAAAAGCACGCGAGAAAAAAAGCAAGCUCUAAGUGUCAGCUGUAUUUCUGGGACUUUAUAAUUGUGUUGGAGAAGCACACCGAGCUCCCAACACAGUGACUGGACUGAGAUUUGUAAGAAUAAAUAUUUUACCUACACUGAGAGUUGCUGAAGAGGAUGGGGAAGGCAGGAAGGAGGUGCUGCUGCCUGGCAGGGGCUGAGAGCAACAGCCUGAACAAGAGCCCACGAGUUGGUGCUGCGGGUGCCUCUGAGCCCUUUGGUAGAUUGAGUGCUGCAAUGGGCACAAAUCCCUGGAAGACAGCCAUUGCUCCCCAGUUGAAGGGGUGAGAUAUUAUGGGAUGUAGCGGGUAGCUGCAAGGCUUUGAGCUGUCAGUGCUGCUCACUGUGGAAGGUCCUAAGAUGGGUGCCAUAGCCACAGCUCUCCUGGUGCUGCCCUCAGCCUGCACGCAAGUGUUACGAGCUUUUGGGGGAGACAGCAGCUCUGUGCAAUCUGUACAGGGCACACAGAGCAAAAGCUGUACUUCUUCUCAGCUACUUUCUGCUGGGACACUAGGGAAAUCUCACCAAAGGGAAACAGGGCAUCCAGACUUAAGAUGAAUUCCCACUGGGAUGGAUGAAAGAGCUGCUCAGAUGCAGAAGGGCAGCAGGGAGCCUUACAGGACUGAGGACCUGCUCCUUCAGCCAAGAAAGAUAAAGGCAAUACAAGUGCCUUGGGAAGCAAGCAGCAUGUACGUGCUGAUGGCAGAGAGAAGAGCUGUUCACCAACAAAAGUGCACACAAGCUGCCCAGGAACAAAUCUGGGCUGGAAAUCAAGUUUUCUAGGAGGUUCUGGAAAAGCCUCUUGAUAAAAGAAGAUUGAAGCAAAAACAUCCUUUGUGAUGAGGGUUGCAGGACAGCCAUGCUUGCCAGCAGGCAGCCCCAUCCCUGCACGGAACCAAACCCCUCCCUGCAGCUCAUCCCCCAGACCUCACCCUUGUUGAUGCCUCAAGCCCUCACCCCAAGCAGUGAAAUCCUUCUGCGAGAGCCUGGGGAGAGCCAACCCCAGACAUGAACCCACUGCCCACCCAACCACAGUGGGAGAUCUGAAGGGCCCCACUGAUGGGAUCCCCAUAGGACCAGGACUGCCUGCAGCAAUUUUCUGCCUGCAAUAAUUACAGUAUCAAAAGGCUGAACCAACAGGUUCUUUAGCAAGGAGAUUCCCUGCAGCUUGCAAGAUACAGAUAUCAAAAUACCCCACAGAUUCAGCUCGGGUUUCAGGUGACUCAGAGUAAUAUUGUGCCAUUUAAUAAUUUCAUGUAAUUCCUUGUUCAAG